This is a messenger RNA of Klebsormidium nitens, 4728 nucleotides long. NCBI's taxonomy places the organism in Eukaryota, Viridiplantae, Streptophyta, Klebsormidiophyceae, Klebsormidiales, Klebsormidiaceae. The record is from the annotation of a GenBank genome assembly.
AUGGCUGCUAACAGCCGUGGCGCUACGCGUGGCGCCACAGGGGGCUCUUAUGGCGGCCGCCGGGACAAUGCUGUGGAGGGGCUGGAGAGUGUGGGCACCGGCUUAAAAGUAAAACGGACGUCGAGUGGGGUUGCAGCGGCCAGUCAAAACCUGGCAGUUGCAAGCAUUGCAAACCUCCGUGGCGAGGUCCGAUGCGCGUGCGUGAGCGGUUCAGCCGUCUUCACUGGGGACCGUAGCGGCCCCAUCCUGCAGUGGGACGCCCGCAGCGGCGCCUGCCAGAAGCUGCUGGACCGGCCCCUGCAAGCAUGUGCGCUGGCAAGCGUCGCGGACGGUAGUGAGCUGUGGGUGGGCUUGGCUGACAGCGACAUCCUGGCCAUUGAUGUUGCGGGGAGAGUCGCUAAAGGGCGGUGGCGGGCGCACACCGGGGGGGUGUUCUGCCUGGUGGCGGGGAGGGAGUGCGUGUGGUCGGGAGGGGCGGACUUCCAGAUACGCAAGUGGGACCUGGCUGGUCAGCCCCUGGCUGCGUAUUCACACCACCACAACUCGGUGCGCUGCCUGCUGCUGGCCCCCCUGUCUCAUGGGCCGGAGCGGGGCGUGCAGGUCUGGAGCGGCUCCAGUGACACCACCGUGGGCGUGCUGUAUGACACAGAUGGGAUGCAGUCCGCUGGGACCGCUCCGGAGGCUCAGAUCUUGACAGGCCACACCAAGGCAGUCAUCACAGUGUGCACAACAGCCGGGGAGGUGUGGAGCGGUUGCGAAGACGGGGUGAUCCGGGUCUGGUGUCGGGAGGACCUGAGUUUCCGGUCGGAGGUGGCGGCCCAAAAGGGCGCAGUGAGCAGCCUGGUGGCCAUGGGCAGCCACGUGUGGAGCGGCAGCGGGGACCACACCGUCCUGGCGUGGGACGCGCAGAGCAAGGAGGUCCGCUUCUCGCUGGGCGACCAAGGCGGGUACGUGCGGCACAUGGUGCGCGCCGGGUGGGCGCUCUGGGCGUUUGCAGCGGAAAAGGCGAUCAACAUCUGGGCUGCUCAGAGUUUGGUCGAGGGCGCCGAGGCAGAGUGCGGGGCCGCACAGGAGGAUAAGCGUCUGGCGCUGCAGCAGGUGGACGCGCGGGACGCGCGCAUCGCCGACCUCACCGCGCAGCUCGACCGGUGUGCCUUCGACAUGCAGCAGCUCCGACAGGCGUGCGACCAAGCCGCCAGCGCUCGAGACGACGCGCUACAGGAGAGAGACGCGGCCGCGAGAGCGGGCGAAGAAGCGGAGGGGAGAGCGAGGGACCUGGCUUCAGAAGUUGACGAGCUUCGAAAGGCGCUCCAAGACCGAGACGCGGAAGAGUUUAAGAAAGAGGAUGCCGUGCGCCAAGAGAGGGAAGCGAUGGGACAGGGCACAGAACGGGCGAGGGCGGAGAGGGACCGCGCGAUGAUGGAAGUGGAGCGGCUGCAGCAGGAGGGGGAGGAGCGAGCGCGCAGUCUGGAGCAGGAAAGGCUGCUCACACAGGAGCUGCGGCAGACGCUGAUGGAUACCACCCAGAAAGCUCUCGAGCUGGCGGAAGACCUGGACAAGCAGAGGGCGACCAUCAGCCAGCUGCAGGCCGACAGGGCCUCGGCGAACGGCGAGGCGAGCCAGCGGGAAGCGGACUUGACGGCGCAGCUACAAGCCUUGCACGCGGAAAUGGACGCCCUUGCGGCACGGUUUGCGGCAGAAAGGGAACAAAUGACUUUGAAGAUGAGCCAUGAUCGGGAAGCACUCGUGGCCGAAGUGGAUAGGCGGGAAGCGGAGAUUCAGGAGCUGGUGCGAGAGCGAGACGGCCUGGUCCGCGAGCAGGAGGAGGGCGCGCCCCGGGUGCAGGGGCUGGAGGAGGAGCUAUGGGGCACGCGCGAGCGCAUGCGCGAGGUGUUGGACGAGAGCACGCGCUUGCAGGCCGACCUGGCGGCAGUGCAGCAGCGCGCCGAGAGCAUGGAGCGCGACGCGGCCGCGCGGGAGGCGCGCGCGCAGGCCGAGCUCGCAGACGCGCGCGCCCGCAUCGAGGCCCUCGUGGAUGCGCUUAACGGAACGGAUCAGGAGCGGCAAGCGGAAGUGCAGGCGAGGUGCGAGGCUCUGGAGGCGGACUGGGCGGCAAGAAUGGAACAUUUGAGAGCGGAGUCGAGCAAAGAGGUCGCCGAGCUUCAGAUACGCUUGAAGGAUUUCCAAAAAGAAAGAGAGCUGGAGGCUCGAAGAGUGGAGGAGGGGCAUGCGGCAGAGAUUGACGAGCUAAAGCAAGAGCUUGCAACGGAGAUGGCUGCCCUGACGAGUAGCGGCGAGGCAGAGCGGGACCAGAGCGUGCGGCGCGAGGUGGAGGCUCUGCGGGAAAGGCUGGAGCAAGAGGCGGCGGUGCAGAAAGAGGUGCACCAGCGAGACGUGGAGUUUCUGCAGCAGAGACUGCUAGAGCUGCAGGGAGAGGCGCAGCGGAGCAAGCAGGAGGCGCAAGAAGCGGGAGAAGGGCUGCGGGAACGGGAAAGGGUCCUCGAGCAACGGCUGGCCGAAGAGAGAGGGGCGCUGGACAGGGAGUGGCAGACCAAGGGAAUGGAAUCGAAGGAGAGGGAAGAGGGGCUCCGGCAAGAAAGGGACGAGGAGCGGGCUAGAAGCGAAGCAGAGAGGACGGAACUGCAGGCGGAGAUUGACAGGUUGCGGGGUGUGCUGGACGCGACAUAUCAAGAAAAGGGCCACAGCCAGGAGUCGUGGCAGAGCGAGAGACAGGGGAUCGUUGAUCAGAUGACGAAAGCAGUGGAGGAGCUUCGAGCUAGACUGCAGGAGCUGGAGACGCAAAAGGACGCAAUGCACGCCGACAGCCAAAGGCUGCUGGCUGACAACGGGAGCCUGCGCGCGCAGAUACAGGACCUGGAAGCGCGGGGCGACCAGGACCGGGAAGAGCUGACGUGGGCAGCGCGCACCCGCAGUCAGAUGGAGGAAGAACGAGGCGGCCUGCUGGCGCGACAGGCAGAACUAGAGCGGGAAGUCAGCAGAGCCGGCCGUGAAGCGGAGGAGAGGCAGGGGGAGUGCAGCAGGGUUAGCGAGGAACUGAAGCGGGUUAAGGGGGAACUUGAACGGGUUUCGGAGGAAGCGGAGGGGUCUGGUCGGGAGCGGAACCGGGUGGUAAAGCAACUGGGGCGGGCUCAGGAGGAACUGAACCGAGUCACGGCGGAGUGCCACGUGGCGGAUGGAGAGAGGAGGAAGAUGGAUGAGGAGCUGAGGUGGGUUAAGGAGGAGCUGGACCGGGUUACUGAGCAGGUUAGGACCCAAAUGCAGGGUCAGGAACAGGCAAGCAUGGACGCGGAACAGACAAGGGCGCAACUCGCGGAAGCAGAGCAUGAGGCAGAGCGGCUCAGAGCGGCCCUGGCUGACGCGGACGAGAAGCUGAGGCAGACGGACGCCACGUGGCAGGAAGAGAUUGGCCGGUGGAGAGACGAGAACACCGGUCUGCAGAGUGACGUGCUCGCCGCAAGUCGGUCGGCGGAGGCGGCAGAAAAGAAUCUGGAGGAGAAGCAAGGGUACAUAGCCGACUGCGAGGCACGGUUAGCGCAAGCGCAGCAGGAGUUGGAACGGGUUGGCGGAGAAAACGGACGGUUAAGGGCGGAGCUAGAAGCGGCGUACCAGAACGCUGAAGCUCUGACCCACGAAGCCGAAGGUCACAGAACGGAUGCGCAGAAUGCGCAUGGGGACAGGGCGCAAUUGGAGGAAAGGCUGUGUCAGCUGGAAGAAGAGAACCGUCGAUUACAGCACGAGUUGGACCAGUCCGGCCAGCACAUUCAAGAGCUGUCGACCGGCCUCGAAGCUCAAAUAGCGGAGAUUGCGGACGUUGCGGAUUUGAGGGCCGCUCUUGACGAGAAGUGCGCUCUCGUGCACGAUCUGCAGACGCAGCUAGCGGCGCUCUCGGCUGAGUUGCAGCACGCGAGCGCACUGCUGCAGGAGCAGUCGUUGGCAGAGAAAACCGUUUUUUCAAACCAGCCAAGACCGGACCAGCAGCAGCCGUACCAGCCCGACGUCAGCAGCGGGCCCCCAAACCCGGCUUCACUGACGUCAGAGGAUGCGCCUGAGGCGUUCCGAGACGUCCACGUGGACCGGGUGGUUCUUCCUCAGCCAGGAGCGGGACUCGACCCGGGAGCGUCGCAAGAGUGGGCCGCGGCCGCGGCCGCGGAACGGCGCGAGGCACAGCUGGAGGGGGCGCUGGAACAGGCACGCCACGACUACGAACUGCUGCUCAAAGAGCUGUCGGACGUGAAGGCGGAGCGCGCCACCCUGAUCAGCAGUCUGCAGCAAAUGGCGGGGGAGCUGGGCCAAGGCAGGCGACGGAGCGGCGACCGGGAUGAGCUGGCGGCGUCCUUCAACAGGACGGCACUGCAGGCCGUGGAGAAUGAGAGGGCCGCCAUGGCGCAGCAGCUGCUGUCCGCCAACAAGGCGCUCGUGAGCGCUAAGAAAGAGUGCGCGGGACUCAGGAUGCUGCUCGCGGACAAGAGCGAGAUGCUGGACCAGGGGGCGCGCGACCUCAUGCGCGCACAGAAGCUGAUCAAGCAGUAUGAGGCCGACCUCGCCGCGCUGCGGAAGGAGGUGGCGUCGCUGUCGAAGGAGCUGCAGGCAGGCCGGCGGCAGUCCGCGUCGGUGCAGACCGACUUUGAGGGCCUCGCCUUGCAGCGGUCGGUCAGCAAAGAGAAGGAGCGGUACCUGUCGGGGCGGGGGCUGUGGCGGGAACGGUGA